Capronia coronata CBS 617.96 is the source of this 264-nucleotide messenger RNA. RefSeq lists its product as uncharacterized. Bases 1 to 264 code for a protein of 87 amino acids. The record is from RefSeq and is a predicted model, not a curated record. Lineage: Eukaryota; Fungi; Ascomycota; Eurotiomycetes; Chaetothyriales; Herpotrichiellaceae. The transcript has a single exon.
AUGUGCUUGACAAUCCUCUACCGAAGCCGCUGCGCCGUUUGCAGCGAGAUCAGCACGCCAGACGCGGCCGCUGAGAAGCUGUGUGAGCCUGACGAGCCUUGUGCAAGCCGGAACGUGCGGCCUCUGCGCUACUGGGUCUCCGAGUCGGCGGUUCCGUGUGCUGGCUGCCUCACCGAGCGACUCGAGCGAGAGCUGUUCUUGCUUCAAUUGGAGAGCAUGAUUGCCGAAGGAAAUGCUGCUGAAGAACCUGGGAAGGAGGAAUAA